AUGCAAUCAAGACGUAAUAUUCCAUGUCCCAUUGCGAUGGGGAAUCCAGAUCCGGAACUGGUGGAGAGAGUGACGAGGAGGGAAAGGGAGAGGGAAGCACGAAGAAAGGCUAAAGAUAAUGAAAGGGUAUGCCUUCUUCUGGGUAGGGAACUACCCCCAUCCAGGCUGGGAAACCAGCAGUGGUGCUCGUGCGGAUCCUGUAAGUCGUUCACCAGGAUUCGCGAGAAUUUUCUGUCGAGAAGCACUGGAAGAAGGACAGGGCACGGAAGCGUCGAGAGGGCUACGCGAAAAGUUGAAAGACGGCAGCAUCCUUCAUUUCAAGUGGUGCUGGACCCUGAGACGCUUCGCGUACUGCUGGUCAACCUAAGGAUGGAAAGGAAGAAGGCAAAGGCACCAGUUGAGGACGAAAACAGGCGAGAUUCUUUCAGAAGAGGUGGCUGCAAAUCUGGAAUGUGUGCUGUUCAGGUCCCUUCGUUACUUGCGCCUACCGCGCAUUUGUGGCGUGGUGUUAUGGACGCCUUGGAUUCGGGAGGAGAUAUGAGCUCCCGGCCUGCGUACGGGGGGCUAUUAUGGACGCUUUCCUCCUCAAGUACAGGAGUGUACACAGGUUUCAAGGUAAUAUUCUGCUGCUGUCCACCUCAGGCUGUUGUAUUUGGAUAA
Molecule: messenger RNA, 660 nt
Organism: Cooperia oncophora
Lineage: Eukaryota; Metazoa; Nematoda; Chromadorea; Rhabditida; Trichostrongylidae
Source: the annotation of a GenBank genome assembly